This is a messenger RNA of Clunio marinus, 258 nucleotides long. NCBI's taxonomy places the organism in Eukaryota, Metazoa, Arthropoda, Insecta, Diptera, Chironomidae. The record is from the annotation of a GenBank genome assembly.
AUGAAAUCAAGGCAAAUAGCCAUUUGUGUUAUCAUAAUUGUGCUUUUAAUAGCUGAUAGUGAUGAACUGAAAGUUAUCUUUGCGAGGAACAGCACAGCACAUGCAUUAAGACAAGCGCAAAAGGUUGAAAUUGAGCGGGAAAAAGCGAACGAAGACGUGAUUAACACAGGAACAAUCAUCAAUGCGCCUAAUAACUGCAAGCCUGGAUUCAUCUACGAGCCAACAUUCCACAAACGUUGUCGAAAAGUUUCAGUUUAA